Molecule: messenger RNA, 9167 nt
Organism: Chara braunii
Lineage: Eukaryota; Viridiplantae; Streptophyta; Charophyceae; Charales; Characeae
Source: the annotation of a GenBank genome assembly
UCUACAUGGUGAGGAGUGGAAUCAUCCUGAUUGUGCACCUAUCACCAUGGUUGAGACCCGUACUGGGCUAGAGACUAACCCCUAUAGCAAGGAGCAGCAAGAAAAGAUGGCCGCCUUAGUCAGAGAGAACAAGGAGAGAAAAGAGCGCGAGAAGCAGGCGAAGCUAAAGGCUAUCGUCGAUGAGCAGGCGGCAAAGAUGAAGAGGUUGGAGGAGGAGAUGAAGAGGGUACAACAGGAGGAGGAAGAAAGAAUGAAGGCUGCUGAAGCAGACGCGGCAGCAGAAGAAGAGAAAGAGAGAAUGAGAAUUCAGAGUGGAGAAGGGAGCAAUGGCGGCACGAUGAAGUGGGAGACAGAUACUGAGCUGGAGAAGAAGAUCAGCGAGUGGGUCGCUAAUUUAUUGUUGGGGGAAGACGAGGAGGCGGAGUCCUAUGUGACUAAGGAUGAGAAGGCUGCGCUGGCCGCUGAGCUAGCAGCCAUGACAAACCCAAUGGAACGAAGAGAUAAGGAAGACGAGCAAAAGUUAACAUGGAAGUUGAGAAUGAAGAGGGAGAAGAAGAGGAGGAGAGAGGAAGUGAAUAAGAUGACCGCAGCAGUGGCAAAGGUGCAGGAGUGUAGAGCUGAGGUGCUGGCCCAGCCAGAUGAUAAGGCCAAGUGGGACAAAGUACUGGGCUAUCUAGAGGUGUUGAGCAAGGCCUGGAUGGAAGAGCGCCAGGCAAGUUGGAGCCAAGAUGUAGCCUUGAGUGCCAUGCGGUCAGGGUUUAGAGACUUUGCGCGCGAGAUCGUCACCCAUAUUGGGGGCGAAGUCAAACAGUUGAGAGACAAUGUAGGGAAGUUUUGUGAGGGCGCCAUUCAGGGUGCCAAAGCUGUAGCCGCCGCAGAGGGAGAGGCCAGGCCCCGUAAGGACCCAGUGAACCUUAAGUUUCCGGAUGCGUACGGGGGAAAGAAGGAGAAAACUUUGACAACUGGGAAGCCAGUGUCAAUACGUUAUAUGAAUGACCUGUUUAGACCAUGGUUAGAUAAGUUUGUAGUAGUCUAUCUAGACGAUAUCCUAGUUUUUAGUAAGACCCUCCAGGAGCAUCAGGGUCAUCUGAGGCAAGUCUUGGAGAAGCUUAGAGAGGCUAACUUCAAGAUCAACGCGAAGAAGUGCGAGUGGGCCAAGACGCAAGUUUUGUACUUGGGCCAUGUACUAGACGGAGAUGGCAUCAAGCCAGAGGACAGCAAGAUCGCGGCGAUUAGAGAUUGGCCGACGCCCCGCACAUUGACAGAGUUGCGGUCGUUCCUAGGCUUAGYUAACUACUAUAGGAAGUUCGUGAGGAACUUCUCCACUAUUGCCGCUCCCUUGCGCCGAUUGCUGAAGAAAGAGGCAAUCUGGCAAUGGGACAAAGACUGUACGUCUGCCCUCAAGAAGCUAAAGCGCGCGUUAAUAGAGUACCCUGUCCUCAAAGUUGCAGAUCCGUCUUUGCCAUUUGUCGUCACCACGGAUGCGAGUCAGUAUGGGAUAGGCGCCGUGUUGCAACAAGACGACGACAAUGGCUAUAGACCCGUAGAGUUCAUGUCAGCGAGGAUGCCCUGUGAAAAGGUUGCUGCCUCCACGUACGAGAGAGAACUCUACUCUCUCAGGCAGGCUUUAGACCAUUGGAAGCACUACCUGCUGGGGAGGCACUUCAAAGUGUAUUCGGACCACGAAACGCUUAGAUGGUUAAAGACUCAGGCCAAGAUGACACCUAAGUUGACUAGGUGGGCCGCAGAGAUAGACCAAUUCGACUUUGAGCUCAAGCCAGUGAAGGGCAAGUACAACGUAGUUGCGGAUGCUCUGAGCAGACUAUCCAGUAUUGUUGCCAUUCUGUUCGCCGGGAUAACUAUGAAACAUUACACGUACCCAAACUUGUCAAAAGAGGCGCAAUCCAUCACCUCAUCAUACUUUAGCAUGCUGGCAAAGCUUGCGGAGACAUUUAUCUUCAUUUACAUGGGUGUGGCGGUCUUUUUGGAAACGCAGAGCUGGUCCAGCUACCAGUUUGCACUCUGCAGCAUUGCCAUCACUCUCUUAGCUCGUGUCUUUAACAUAUAUCCAUUGUCGUAUAUUGUCAAUCUCUUCAGAGAAAAGCAUCGGAGGAUACCAAUGAACCAUCGGCAUGCACUGUGGUUCAGUGGGCUUCGCGGUGCGCUGGCAUUUGCACUGGCUCUCGAGUCAGUUUCUGAUCUUCCUGAUGGACAUGGAAGGAUUCUAAUGACAUCAACACUCAUCAUGGUUCUAUUCACAGUGCUUUUUAUCGGUGGAGCAACACCCAUUAUGCUUCAGGUUUUGAAAAUAAAAUGUGGACAAGAAGCCGAAGAGACGGAAACCAGCCCUGGUGGUGGACCUGGUGGCCAUCCCCGGCUGUCAAUCACGUUGGGCCAUGAUGGCCGGUGCAAAUCUGCUGUUGAGGACAUGUUUGACGAUGAAGUUGACACAUUCCAUAAAAAGCUCAUUGAGCGACAUAAGGCAAAGAUGAGGAAAAGGAUCAAGAAACUCAAGGCAGACGCAAGGAAGCUGAGAAAGGAUGCAACGUUCACAAGUUUGGACAGGAAAUACCUCAAACCUUUCUUUGUCGGUUCCCAACCUCUGUCAGGGAGACAUUCAGACUCAGAGAUCCCAUCCAAUCGAGAUAGCCCAAAUGGUAGCGAUAUCCUCCUACUUCGCGCUAUGCUGGUUGUCACGUUGGAGGACGACGACGACCAUGAUGAUGAUGAUGAUGAUGAUGAUGAUGAUGAUGAUGAUGAUGAUGAUGAGGUGGUGAUUGUCAACUGUGGAGUAGAAGAGUGGCACUGUUACAUGCCCAGUUGGGCAAUAUACCUCGAAGACGAAGCUGGAGCUAUGGCGCUGCAGGCAAGUAUGGCAACGGAGGAAGAGGCAGAUAACCGUAAGAGUGAAGGAGGACCAGGCUUAGGAGGCAGUGCCGUACAAAGCGAAGAGGGGCAGAAGGACAAAGAAUCGAUAAAUCUGGAUGGUACCAAAGGAAACCGGAAGGAGAUCUCCUCAGGAGAAAGCUCGGGGAAAGCCGGGGGAAGCAGGCAAGGGACUCAGGAGACCAAGGAGGGCAAAAAUAAGGACAGGGCAAGCCCCCAAAACUCGGAAGGAGCCGUGUCUAAGAAACCGGAUCCGGCGAAAACGAACAAGAUAUCGCAGUGGCCAACCCCCCUUCGCACCACAACGGAAGUGAGAGCGUUCCUAGGCGUGGUCGACUUCUGGAGGAUCUUCAUUAAGAAUUUUGCCAAAAUUGCGGAGCCUAUCCGGGCUAUGAUCAGGGAGGAGGGAACCAUGGAUUGGACGGAGGAGCGAGAAGCAGCAGUCCAGAAGCUUAAGGACAUGUUGACAUCUGAGACAGUCGCCCUGUCCGCACCUUGUUUUAAUGACGAAGUAGGACGACCCUUCAUCCUAGAGACGGAUGGAGGACCAUUAGCCGUAGGGGGCGUAUUGAUUCAAAGGGAUGAGGGAGGAAAAAACAGGCCAAUUAGGUUCGAAAGUAGAACCCUGAACUCCGCAGAGUGGCGGUACUCGCAGUUCAAGAAGGAGGUCCUAGCCAUCUUGCACUGCCUUAAGACCUUUCAUGCCUACCUAUUUGGGAGGCGGUUCAUCCUUAGGAUCGAUCCAACGAAUGUUGCGGGGGCCCUAAAGAAUUACAGGCCUAUAGACCCGACAGUGGGGAGAUGGGUAGGAUUUAUCUGGCAGUUCGAUUAUAUAAUCGAACGAAUUGCGGGAAUUAGGAACAAGACCAAUGGGCUGAGCCGGGUCUGUAUCACUCUCGAAGGGGUGGAGGGUGCGAAGCCCAUAGACGCAUUCCUCGAAUACGAAGGAGGGACUUUUGCGGUAGAUAACGAAAUGAUGAGCAAGGAGUGCACAUCGGGAGAACUAUUGAUCCAGACUUUGGAGAAGGGGGCACCUGCCGUAGUAGCAGAACUUAGAGAAGGACCAGUCACCACUCGAGGACGUAGAGAAGAAAAUGACUCAUGGGGAGCGAUAGUAGGACCGAAGGAGGAACUAAUAGCAAUGGCGGUCGAAGGAGAUCGGGAAGCAGUGAUGAGUUUAGUGGAAUCUUGGGAAAGGAAAGAGUUGCAAUGGGUGGUAAACCAGAUGCAUGAAGGAAAGGAUCGGGGCCAGGAAAGGGAGGAGUUUUUCUAUGUCCAAUCAUACGAAGGGCUCUUUCGAGAGAUCGGGCUGUUGCUGGUAGGCAACAAACAACCUACGGAAGUCAGUAUUAAAGCAAGAGAAGAAGCCGAAAGAUAUAUCCUGGAUGCACGAGACAACUUGAGUGGGUUCGUGGAGGCGGUAACCCUCAAGAAAAAGACAGGGAGGAGUGUGGCGGACUGGAUAGAAGACUUCUACUUGAGGCAUCCUUUCGUCAGGAGGUUUAUAACAGAUAAUGGGACGGAGUUUGUGAACCAAGAAGUAUUGGGGAUGCUUAAGAGACUCUGCGUACCUAUCAAACUCAUCGAGCCGUAUCACCCUGAGGCCAAUGCACUUGUGGAAAGGGGCCACCGAACCUUGAAGAACACGAUUGCGAAGCUCGCAGCGGACCAUCUGGGGAACUGGCCUAGGUAUCUUAAGCAGGCUGUCUUUGCGGAGAAUAUGACCCCUAAAAGGACAACAGGAUGUAUCUCGACAGAACUUUGGUACGGAAGAGAGAUCGACUUUCCUGUGGAAGCCUUGGUACCUACCUGGAACAGGUUAGAUGAUAAUCCGCAAAUGACUACUGAAGAGUUAAUCGAGGCAAGAUGUCAACAGAUCCUUAAGAACGAGGAGGUCAUGGAAGACAUCGCUAACCGCGUACUAGACAGCAGAAUGAGGGACAAAGCAAGGCCUACUGGGGGGGAGGAAGCAGGACUAAGCCAAGGGAGGAGGGCAGCGAAGAGAAAGUUGUACAUAGGGCUCAUGGGUGGGCCAGUGGUAGGCAGGGGUGGAAGGAAAUGCUUGUGUAGGAAACCCUCACCCCUCCGCGAGGGAGAAGGUAUAGAAAUCUCGUCUGACAGUGAGGGAAGGAAGGAAGAGGCAGAAGUGGAAGAAGGAGGCAAUGCAGAUAUGAGAGAUAAGGAUCAUGUCUCUGACGAGGAAGGAGCCAACAGGGGCAAACGACGUGAGACUUGGCAUGGGGAAAGCGAGGGGGAACAAGACAUGCGCGACGAACAUGAGGAGGGUGAGGAGAGAAGGGAAAGCCCGCUUGAAGGACGAAGCGACCACGACAGUUGUGAACGGUAUGGGAUGGGGACAAAUAUUUCUUUUACCUACGAUCCGAAGAACCUUGCAGGUGGGUGUAGCCCCAUACAGACAAAAGACGAGGAAUACGAGGAGGAGGAUGUACGAGAAGUCAUAGAAAUCAGCAGUGAGGAUGAGAAGGAUGAGAUCUCAAGGCCUAGGGAAGAAGGGCGGCCUCCGAUGCACCAGCCGGGCGAUGGGGCUUUCGGAUGGGAGGACGAGUUUGGACCAACACCCAGUCAUUGGUUUCAGCAAUGGACCAAUGUGAUCAGRCACRAAUGGAUUAUCAAGACCCGGGAACUGACAAAGGCGGGAGUGGAAGCUACGCCGCUGGACUUCUUCAGUGAAAUUGAACUACAAGGAAUUGCAAGAAAGAAGAGAGAAAUCGAGACCUACGGCCUGGGGGUCAGGAAGCCUGCCGAGGAACAGGCUGCAGGCCAGGUAAGUCCUCACUUCAGCAGGCCACGUCAGGGACCCGCCGCGCAUGACCAUACUUACUCGCUCGCAGACAGCAGCGAUGCAUCAGAGGCCAGGCGAGACUGUCGAGGCCUACGAGGCACGACUGGCGGCCAUCACGACCGAAAGCAAGCAGCGAGCACAAGCAGCGGCAGCAGCACGGAAGAAGAGGGAAGCAGACGCCGAGAACAGCGGCAGAAGCACGCGGAAGCAGCAGCCAAGGCAGCGGAUGAGGAACGUACACGGCGACGUGAGAUUCUAUUCCGAGAGGAAAAUGCAUUAUACGCACAGGCCACCGAUUGGCAGAAGGAGGCCGAGAGCGGCGAUCCCAUCGACGUCGGGAGCAGAGUAUCUCAGCUGCUCAACUGCGUCACAGACCUCCUCUCGACUUGCAUCGCGCAACAGGAGGAUAUCCACUCUCUCGACAACACCAACAAGGCGUUACAGCAAUCAAUGGACCAGAUGCUCAAGCGCAUUCAGCAGUUGGAGCAGCAGGUCGCUAACGCCAAAGCCAACGUCGGCCCCUCCGAUCUCGCCGACCGCAUCAAUGUAUUGGAGAUCGAUGUGGGAACACUUAAGACCGGGGCACAGCAGCCCGACUCUCAACCCACGGACUUGUCUUCAGACCCCCGGGUGGUGCGGUUGCUCGACAAAUUUGCCGAUGUCUUCGAGUCACCUACCGGCGUGGUGCCGGAUCGGCCGAUCUCACACGAGAUCAUUCUUGAGGCCAGUGCCAAGCCGCCGAAAGGUUGCAUUUAUCGCAUGAGCGAGGAGGAACUUGCAGUACUCCUCGCGCAGCUCGACGACUUGUUGGACAAAGGCUGGAUCCGGCCUAGUAGCUCACCCUAUGGUGCGCUAGUUCUCUUCGUUCGGAAGAAGAACAAGGACCUUCGCCUAUGCAUCGAUUACCGCAAGCUCAAUGUGCAAAUCGUUAAGAACGCGGGACCUCUUCCUCGUAUUGACGACCUUCUGGAGCGCUUGGGCGGUGCGAAAUUCUUCUCUAAACUGGACUUGAAGUCGGGAUACAUUCAGAUCUCGAUUCGGCCGCAAGAUCGCUACAAGACCGCGUUCAAGACACGGUACGGGCACUUCGAGUGGGUUGUUACGCCUUUUGGACUCACCAACGCCCCGACGACUUUUCAAGCGGCGAUGACCAACGAGUUUCGCGCAAUGUUGGACCGGUUCGUGCUGGUCUACUUGGACGACAUCCUCGUCUAUAGCCGGACCUUGGAGGACCAUCUUGACCAUCUUCGACGAGUGAUGGAGACGCUCCGGCGCGCCAAGUUUAAAGCCAACCGCGACAAGUGCGAGUUCGUGCGUCAAGAGUUGGAAUACUUGGGCCACUUCGUCACUCCACAAGGCAUUAGUCCGUUGUCGGACAAGAUUCAAGCCGUCCAAGAUUGGCGGGAGCCACGGAACGUAUCGCGGAUUUACGACCCGCUACUGCCAACACGCGUCACCACGGAUGCGUCCGGCUAUGGCAUUGGUGCCGUCCUCGAGCAACAUGACGGCGUGGACUGGCACCCGGUCGAAUACUUCAACAAGAAAGUGCCCGCCGUGCAUUCCAUCGACGAUCCACGCAAGAAGGAACUUCUCGCCUUCGUCCACGCCCUCAAGCGUUGGCGACAUUUCCUCCUUGGUCGGAAAGCAUUCCGAUGGGUAACGGAUAACAAUCCGUUGGUAUUCUACAAGUCGCAAGACACCGUCAACAGCACCAUUGCUCGUUGGAUGACCUUCAUCGACCAAUUCGACUUCUUUCCCGAUCACAUUCCGGGGAAGUCAAACCGCUUUGUGGAUGCCCUUUCGCAGCGUCCGGACCACUACACCGCGGUCUACUCAACCUUCGAGAUCGAGGAUGACUUGCGGGACAGCUUCAUCCGCGGCUAUCAAGCCGACCCCGAGUUUCACGACAAAUACGCAAACUGUUCCUCUCCCAAUCCGGCGCCUUCAUACUAUCGGAUCCAAGAGGGAUACUUGCUUCUUCACUCGCGGGGGAAGGAUCUCCUUUGUGUGCCGCAAGAUUCCCACUUGCGCACCCGGCUUCUUGGCGAGUUCCUCUACGCCCCCGCCACCGGACAUUUUGGAGUCAAUCGCACAAUUGGCCGACUACGCGAGCACUUUUGGUGGCCCGGUCUUCUCGACGACGUCACGCGCUAUUGCGAGUCAUGCGAAGUUUGCCGACGUUGCAAACCUCGCAAUCAUCGUCCGUAUGGCGAACUGCGACCAUUACCGGUCCCCUUGUGCCGACGGGAAGCGGUUGCCAUGGACAUCACCGGGCCGUUCCCCAAGCACAAGACGGGCGUCGACGGGAUUCUCACGGUGGUCGACCGCCUCACCAAGUUUGCCAUGUUCUUGCCUUGCCGCUAUCACGCCAAGGCACCGGAAUUGGCCGAGGUUCUCUACACCGGUUGGAUUCGAACCAAGGGUUACCCCAAGGAAAUCGUAUGCGACCACGACACUCGGUUCAUGUCCGAUUUUUGGUUGGCGCUCAUCAAGCGAUGGGGCUCAUCCCUCAAGCCAAGUUCGGCUCGCCACCCCCAAACCGAUGGCCAAACGGAGAGGGCACAUCAGACCGCACAGGUCCUUCUUCGCACUCUCAUCCGUCCCGACCAAAAGGAUUGGGUCGAGCGGCUACCAGAUGUCGAGUUGGCUUACAACUCGUCCAUCCAUCCGGCCAUCGGGAUGUUGCCGUUUGAGUUUGAGCAUGGCUCGCCUGUCAACUCUCCAUUGGACACAAUCAUGCCACUGACAACCGAGAGCGACAACCACCUUCUCUUCAUUCGUCGGAUGCAAGAGCUUCUUGUCAAGGCACGCGACCAGAUGUCGAAGACGCAGCAACGUAUGAGCCAACAGGCCAACUGCCAGCGUCUUCCUUGUCCAUUCCGCGCAAGCGACCUCGUAUGGGUUUCCGCUGCAGAAUUCAGCCUCGAACAAGACAUCUCUCGCAAGCUCCUCCCGAAAUGGAUGGGGCCCUGGCCGAUCGAUGCACCCGCUGGGGACGCACCCGAAGGACCUUCAUUCGUCAUAAAGGUGCCCGCCCACUUGCCCGUUAACCCGGUCUUUCAUUGUUCCAAGUUGGCCCUCUACACGCCAGCGGAACUUGACGACUUUCCCGGGCGACGAUCGCAAGACCCACCCUCGAUGGACGGUUUCCAAGAGGUUGGCGACAUCAUAUCCCAGCGACGUUACAGCAACAGGCUGACUGAAUUUUUGGUCCACUUCGCAUAUUGCACCCAUAGAGCUGACCGAUGGCUGACUCGUGCGGAACUUCAGGCAACAGCGCCUGAUGCUCUCGCACGCUACGAACAGAAGUUGAAAGGCAAGCCGGCAUCUUCGGCUCCACGACGCAUACGCGUCCAAGUACCGGCUUCAGAUCGUCAGCUUCGCCCCCGACCGGCUUGACUUCAUAAGGAGGGGGGGGUGUUGCAUGCUGAGCCUGCACACGGGCCCCAUUUGAGGGGCCUGACGGUUGCUGAGAGGC